Aedes albopictus (Asian tiger mosquito) is the source of this 7776-nucleotide messenger RNA. RefSeq lists its product as uncharacterized. Lineage: Eukaryota; Metazoa; Arthropoda; Insecta; Diptera; Culicidae. Gene Ontology annotation, molecular function: nucleic acid binding. The coding region runs from base 874 to 7236 and encodes 2120 amino acids. The record is from RefSeq and is a predicted model, not a curated record. Gene Ontology annotation, biological process: DNA integration. The transcript is spliced from 2 exons.
GGCAACACUGUUGACCGAGAAACGGUGGUGAAUCCACCGUCCGUUCCCUCGCAACUGAGCGACUGCAAUCGAGUGGGAUGACAGUUCACAGCUGACACAGACAGAACGGGGAAAACAGAUCUAUUCUAGCAUACGAGUACCCGACAGUUAGUCAGCAGUUUUGAUCCGCAGCAGCAGAAAAAUCUAGUGAAAGAUUUCGGUUGUGUGAAUUUAGUGCUGUAUGGAAUUUCUUGUUGGCUACAUUGACCAUUGCGGUUCGAGAAAGGUUUAGUCAGUCGAGGUAGGUCAAAACUGUUCUGUUCAAUUUCUUACCUUUUAUUGAAAGCAGUUUGCACUAGAUUCCGUUUGUUUAUAACCUGAAAUAUAACUAUUGUAAUACUUACCUGUAGGCCACACAUUCCACGUUUUCCACGGUUGCUGUAAUACCCAAAAGGGAACAGUAAAACACUGAAAAUGUAAGGAAACAUUAUACUUACCUGUUAAUUAUAAUACUAAAAUGAAAUCUAAUAAAUUGCAGCUUGAAGUUGCUAAGUUGGCUACUAUAAGACGGUGUUUUGUUCCGACGAUCGGGAACAUUUCUUCAAGAUUUUCAUCCUGAGUCGGAUGAUUGUCGCCCAUUGUAGGACCUUGACGAGCAGUUCCGCAGCCGGGAAGACGUCCGCCCACCUGAACGACCCACAAUUGAAGACGACCAACAUCGCCGCCGCCGCCGCCGCCGCCGCCGUCGUCGUCGUUUGAUUGCAGUUAAUCCAAGUCAGUACAGAUUUCCUUUUUUGCUCCCAUCUCGGAUCCCGUCCACAGUAGUGGCCCGUGCAAGUCGACGGUGUAUAGUAAGCUUGGUAGACAGUUUAGCUAGGGCAAUUAGAGUUAAUUAUGCCGAAAAAGAGCAAUGUUACCAACACGGGGGGAAUAGAUAAUCCGUGCAAGAAAUGCAAUCGGAAAGAGGGUGAUAAUAAUUGGGUCUGUUGCGAUGUCUGUGAAUCGUGGGAGCAUUUUCGGUGCGCGGGUGUCAGUGAAUCGAUUGCGGAUAAAAGUUGGAAGUGCAGUGAUUGUAUUGCUGACUGGGACGGUACCGAUAUUGCUUCCAAAUCGGGAGUGUCAUUCAACGAGUCAUCGGUUAGUAAGAGCAGUAGUCGAGCAUCCCAAAGAUUACAGCUCAGUCUGCAGCAUCUGGAGGAACAACGGAGGCUGAGCAAACUGCGAGCGGCUGAAGAGCUGAAGAUGAAGGAAGAAGAAGCAAGGCUGAAGAAGCUGCAAGCGGAAGAAGAACUGAAGCUGAAACAGGUGGAAGAAGCAGCCAAGCUGAAGCAGCUGGACGAAGAAGAAGAGUACCUGAAGCAAAGGUAUAAUUUGCUGAUGCAGAUAGAGGACGAAAAGGAUCCCUCGAGUCGACGAAGCGGAGUAAGCUUGAAAAGCAAACGGAGUGCAGCGAGGAGUGGUGUGAGCGUGAAGAGCAAGCGUGACCAAUUGGAGAAAUGGUUGAAGGGAGCUACAGUAGACGAAGCUGGACAGUCGAAGCCAUCAUCGUCGGGACAUCGAGCUGCCCUGCCGGUUCACACAGUCAGUGAAUCGAACCAACCGUCCGUAGUGAUCACUGAGUUGCCAGCGCCUGCUGCAGCGUUGCAGAUGCCGGAGCCGUCGAACGAGAAUCAGUUAAAUCAACAUGCAUCAGCAACAAUGGGACAUGUUACAGCAUUGGCAAAAUCCUACGAGCAGUUACUUUCUGGCCAAGAAGAAAGUGUAAUGAGGAGUCUGCCGAUAAUCCCAUCGGUUUCUGCAUCAAUUCCUGCUGGGACAACUUUAUCUACGGUUCCACAAGUACUUCUUUCCGGUAUGCAAAACAUCCGAGUAGGGAAUCCUGAUCCAGUUGCGGUGUGUUUAUCCAGUAACACUUUGCCAGCACAGAAUACGUUGGUUUCUGCUGCUCCAGGAAUUGCAUCGCAAGUAUCUAUCGGUCCGAGUGGUCUAUUGUCAUCAGUAUACGGAAGCCAUCCGUACUACACGGCCCCUCAGACGAUACAUCUAGCACCAACAAAUACGACAGGUCAAGGAUUACCAAGCAGUUCAGCAGUUUUCCACGGAAAUGGACCGUUUGUGAACCCAUCGAUAUCCGUGGGAGGAAAUACGCUUGGACCAUCUGUUCCUGUAACCGGAUCUUUCGGAGCCGGGUCAUCUGGCGUCCGAAUGGGCUCUAUUAUGGGGCCAACAAGUGCCCAAUUGGCAGCACGACAAGUGAUGCCUCGGGAACUGCCAAAGUUCAACGGAGAUCCUCAGGAGUGGCCCAUCUUCUACAGUUCCUUCAAGAAUACGACGGAAGUUUGCGGUUACACUGAUGCGGAGAAUUUGGCCCGAUUACAGCGAUGCUUGGGAGGCUCCGCAUUGGAGGCGGUCCGCAGUCGCCUACUACUACCGGCGUCAGUUCCAUACGUGAUGGAUACACUGCAUAAGCUGUACGGACGGCCAGAAAUAUUAAUCAGUUCGCUCCUGAAGAAGGUGCGAAAUGUGCCUCCACCCAAGUCGGAGAACUUGAGCACGAUUGUCGCAUACGGAUUGGCGAUUCAGAAUUUGGUCGACCAUAUCGUCUUGGCUGAUCAACAAGCUCACUUAUCGAAUCCAAUGUUGCUCCAAGAGUUGGUCGAUAAACUGCCCACCUCACUGAAGAUGCAGUGGGGAACCUACAAGCAGGCCUUCGGAAACGUCAACUUGGCGACGUUCAAUGGUUUCAUGGCCGGCCUUGUCAAUCUGGCAUCUGAGCUGACCAUCGAUGUAGAUUCCGCUCAAAAUCAUCACAAACAAGUGAGAGCGGAAAAGCCCAAGCAGAGAGAAAAGCUGUUUACACAUGCCAACGAGUCACCUGAUGCAACGAAGAGAGGGAAAGAUACUUCAGUCGAAGAGUCCACGUCGAAAGCCUGCUCAUACUGCGGAAACGAAGGGCAUCAAAUCCUCAGCUGUUCCAGAUUCAAAUCGUUGGACAUCGGAGCAAGAUGGAAGGCAAUGCGCCAGAUGAAUUUGUGUCGCUUGUGUCUCGUUCCGCAUCGGAAGUGGCCUUGCCGAUCCAAGAAAGAAUGCGGCGUGGAUGGCUGUCGGAUCCGGCAUCACAUGUUGCUACACAGUAAUCAGUCUUAUCGCAGCGAACCAGUACCACCAACGAAGCCAUCUGAAACGGUACAUCACAACUACCAUCACACGAAGUCCUAUUCCCUAUUCCGUUAUCUGCCAGUUACACUCUAUGGAAACGGGAAGGAAGUAGACACCUACGUAUUUCUAGACGAUGGGUCGUCGUCGACAUUGUUGGAAGAAGCGAUUGCAGUUCAGUUGGGGAUCGAUGGAGAGUCAGACAACCUCUGGUUAGGAUGGACCGGAAAGAUCGGCAGGCAUGAGAAGAGUUCCAAAAGAGUCAGCGUAAAAAUUUCCGGCAGUGGCAAGAAGGAAACGUUCCACUUGAACAACGUACGGACCGUGCGUGAGUUAGGACUACCAAGCCAAACACUGAACUACCCUGAGUUGUCCAAAGCCUACGCGCACCUACAAGGCCUUCCUGUCAACAGUUACAAGGAUGCGAAACCAGGAAUGAUCAUUGGCAUCGAGCACGUACACCUUCUUACCAGUCUCAAGAUCCGUGAAGGUUGUAAGAGUGAUCCGGUCGCAACGAAAACUCGGCUCGGCUGGUGCAUAUUCGGAAGGAAUUCUGGCAGCGUAGGAUCAGUAGAGCAACUAAACCUGCAUGUCUGUAAGGAAAUGAGUAACAGUGAUCUGUACGACUCGAUGAAACAGUUUUUCGCCGUCGAAGAAGCCGUGGUGACCAAGCCACUUGAGUCCGAAGAAGAUCAGCGAGCUAACAAUAUCUUGGCAGCGACAACAGUACGACGAGGGUGCCGAAUCGAGUCUGGAUUGCUUUGGCGCAAAGAUGACAUCUACUUUCCUGAAAGCUACAAGAUGGCGAUGAGUCGGCUCCGAGGGCUAGAGAAGCGCCUGUCCAGGGAUGCAGAGCUGCGCAGAAGAGUGAACGAGCAGAUUGCGAGUUAUGAAGAAAAGCAGUACAUCAGUAAAGGGUCACUAGAAGAGGUUGCCAGUCUGAAUCCACACCGUGUCUGGUACUUACCUCUAGGUGUAGUGAUCAACCCCAAGAAACCAAAUAAAAUUCGUAUGGUUUGGGACGCGGCUGCAAAAGUUGGUGGAGUUUGCUUCAACGACAUGCUCCUUAAAGGCCCGGAUCUUCUCGUAUCGCUCAUGGAAGUUCUGUUGCGGUUCAGGCAAGGAAAAGUUGCAGUGUGCUCCGAUAUACGGGAAAUGUUUCUGCGCAUCCUCAUUCGAGAAGAAGACAAGUGGUCACAGUGCUUUCUCUGGAGAAGUAGGCCUGAAGAGGACGUGGAAGUGUAUGUGAUCAACGUGGCAAUGUUCGGUGCAACGAGCUCUCCGUGUACAGCACAGUAUGUGAAGAACUGGAACGCAUCAGAAUACAGUGAACAGUAUCCCAGAGCAGUAGAAGCGGUAAUCAAAAACCACUACGUCGACGACUUCCUCGACAGUGUCGACUCGGUAGAAGAAGCGGUAGAGCUUGUACAGCAAGUGAAAGACAUACAUGCAGCAGCAGGUUUCCAGUUCGGCAAAAUACUGUCCAACGAGCAGGAAGUACUAGACCGACUAGGAGAAACAAGUUCAGCUAUCAGUAAGCCACUGCCCGUAGACAAGGAUCGAGCAUACGAACGCGUUUUGGGCAUUACGUGGAUUCCUUCAGAGGACAUCUUCACUUUCAGCUACGAGGGAUUGGAGGAAGUUCUUGGUACCGACUGGACGGUGCCGACGAAGCGUCAGGUUCUGCGUAUCGUCAUGAAGCUGUACGACCCCCUUGGAUUCGUCGCACACUUCGUCGUGCAGGGCAAAAUAUUAAUGCAGGAAAUUUGGCGAACGGGCACGAAUUGGGACGAGCCGAUAGCAGAACAGCUACACGAUCUGUGGAGUAGGUGGAUCGAACUGUACCGGAAGAUCAACGAUGUGAGCGUUCCUCGCUGCUUCUUCAAGGAAUUAUGCCCAAAGCAGGUCAGAGACAUCCAAAUCCACGUCUUUACGGACGCAAGUGUGUCAGCCUGUGCUUGCGUGGCGUACCUAAGAAUGACAGUAGGAGAAGAGAGCCUGUGUUCGCUGAUCGCCGCAAAAACCAAAGUGGCACCUCUUCGUACACUCUCAAUUCCACGUUUGGAGCUGCAGGCGGCCAUGAUGGGAUCUCGCUUGCUACAGAAUAUCUGCUCAGCGCUCACAAUCAGUAUUCAAAGCCGUUUCCUGUGGACAGAUUCAGCAACAGUUCUGGCGUGGCUUCGUUCGGACAGUCGUCGCUAUCAUCAGUUCGUGUCCUUCCGCGUUGGAGAAAUUCUUUCGCUGACCAGUGUGAACGAAUGGCGCUAUGUACCCUCACGAGAAAAUGUGGCAGACGAUGCCACGAAAUGGAAUGCCGGACCAUCAUUCGAUCCAGAAUGCCGUUGGUAUCAAGGACCAGCUUUCCUGCAAGAUCCGGAGAGUCAGUGGCCUACGGAGCGUUCCGACGGUACAGUGGAAGCAGAAGCGGCUUGCGAAGAAAUCCGCGUCGUUGCUCUUCACCGAACAGUGGAGGAAGUGGUAGAUGUGCAGCGCUUUUCCAACUGGAACAGGCUAUUACGUGCGAUGGCAUAUGUUCACCGAUCUGUUGCAGUAUGGAAACAUGAAGCAAGUGAGGAGCGGCCGCUCAGAGUACCAAGUCAGACGGAAUUCAAGAAAGCAGAAGAAACACUAUGGCGGCAGGCUCAAUCCCAGGCGUAUGCGGAUGAAGUCCGUCUGCUGAACGGAGGACAUAGUGUUGCGAAAGGGAGUUCGAUUCGUGCACUGUGUCCAUUCAUGGACGAAAGAGGAGUUCUACGAGUUGGGGGCAGAAUCGAACAUGCUCCGACUCUUUCCUACGAGGCGAAGCACCCUGUCGUGUUGCCAAGGAACCAUAGAAUCACGUAUCUCCUGAUGCUUGGCUAUCAUCAGCGGUUCCUUCACGCGAACAGUGAGACAGUUUGCAACGAGUUGCGUCAGCAAUUUUACAUUCCGAGAAUGCGCAGUGCAGUUAGGAGCGUCUGUCGCAGCUGUCAGUACUGCAAGAUCAAAAAGGCCACUCCAGCUCCACCGAUGAUGGGACCACUCCCAAAGGUCCGAUUAACUCCCUUCGUUCGUCCGUUCACAUACACGGGAGUAGAUUACAUGGGACCCUUCGAAGUGAAAGUCGGUCGCAGUCUCGUGAAACGAUGGAUCUGUCUAUUUACCUGCCUUACAGUACGCGCAGUUCACUUGGAGUUGGCACACAGUCUGUCAACAAAGUCAUGCGUGAUGGCAUUCCGACGAUUCGUCAACCGACGAGGAGCUCCACUCGAGGUCUUCUCAGACAACGGCACCAACUUUGUAGGAGCCAGUCGUCAGCUGUCGGAGGAGAUGCAGAAGAUCAACGAAAUCAACGAGGACUGUGCUUCAACAUUUACCAACGCCCGUACGCAGUGGCACUUCAAUGUUCCUGCAGCUCCACACAUGGGAGGCCCAUGGGAGCGGAUGGUGAAAUCAGUAAAAGUGGCAAUGUCAGCAAUAUCGAACAGUCCUCAUCAUCCUAGCGACGAAGUAAUGGAAACGGUAAUGCUGGAGGCGGAGGGGAUUGUUAACAGCCGUCCACUCACCUAUGUACCAUUGGAAGCCAUCGACAGAGAAGCACUAACUCCAAACCACUUCUUGCUGUACAGUUCAAGCGGAAACAAACAGUCAGUAGUCACAGCCGACCAAUCAGUUACUCUCCGAGACAGUUGGACCAUUGCAAGAAAUAUCAUGGACGAGUUUUGGCGCAGAUGGGUGCGGGAGUAUUUACCGAUGUUAACCAGAAGGACGAAGUGGUUUGACAAUGUGAAGCCGUUGGAGCACGGUGAUCUAGUUGUGAUUAUCGACGAGAACGCUCGGAACUGUUGGGAGCGAGGACGGAUUCUGGAAGUCUUUCCGGACAAGUCAGGACAAGUGCGACGCGCGACAGUGCAGACGGCCCGAGGUGUGUUCGCUAGACCUGCAGUAAAACUGGCAGUAUUAGACGUUGUUGGAAACCAUCGGGAGCCGGAAGAAGUCGCCACGGAAACGGAAGUGGUUCACGGGGCGGGGGAUGUUACCGGCAACACUGUUGACCGAGAAACGGUGGUGAAUCCACCGUCCGUUCCCUCGCAACUGAGCGACUGCAAUCGAGUGGGAUGACAGUUCACAGCUGACACAGACAGAACGGGGAAAACAGAUCUAUUCUAGCAUACGAGUACCCGACAGUUAGUCAGCAGUUUUGAUCCGCAGCAGCAGAAAAAUCUAGUGAAAGAUUUCGGUUGUGUGAAGUAAGGUUUAUUAAUCAGUUUUCGAUCAGUUAAUUGAAUUUAUAUCGUUUAGUUUAGUGCUGUAUGGAAUUUCUUGUUGGCUACAUUGACCAUUGCGGUUCGAGAAAGGUUUAGUCAGUCGAGGUAGGUCAAAACUGUUCUGUUCAAUUUCUUACCUUUUAUUGAAAGCAGUUUGCACUAGAUUCCGUUUGUUUAUAACCUGAAAUAUAACUAUUGUAAUACUUACCUGUAGGCCACACAUUCCACGUUUUCCACGGUUGCUGUAAUACCCAAAAGGGAACAGUAAAACACUGAAAAUGUAAGGAAACAUUAUACUUACCUGUUAAUUAUAAUACUAAAAUGAAAUCUAAUAAAUUGCAGCUUGAAGUUGCUAAGUUGGCUACUAUAAGACGGUGUUUUGUUCCGACGAUCG